Molecule: messenger RNA, 831 nt
Organism: Ricinus communis (castor bean)
Lineage: Eukaryota; Viridiplantae; Streptophyta; Magnoliopsida; Malpighiales; Euphorbiaceae
Exons: 1
Coding region: 1-540 (179 amino acids)
Source: RefSeq, a predicted model, not a curated record
AUGACAGAAGCAGGAAUCUUUAAUCUUUUUUUCUUUCAAGUAAUAAAGCUCUUACCUUUCCUUGAUCAUGCAAAAAUACACCACACUUACCCCUCUAUAAAUAAGGUCAAACCAUUUUAUGGAUUAAUUAUAAGCCUUGGAACCCUCAUCAAGUAUUCAAGAAAGAUGGCAAGUAGUUACAAUUCAUCAUCACAAUUUCAACAACCAUUGCCUAUACAUCUCUGCUUCUUCCUCAUGAUACUGCUUCUGUUAUUAACUUUGUCAUGGUACACAAAUUAUGAGCCUGUGCUAGAAAGCAUGUUCGACCAAGUGAAGCUAGUUCUCAUGGUGUCUCCUUUGCUGCUACUGAUGGCUGUUCGCUGGCUUCCCAAUGAUAGAAAUGGAGGGAUCGCCUACUUCAUUCCUUUGCCAGAACAAGGCUCUCUUCAUAAAGCUGGAGGAACUCCAUGGGGAGUUGGGUUCCUUCUUGUGUUUCUAUUUUUCAUGAUUUCUUACCAGUCUUCCUUUCAAGAACGUUGGUUUCCCCUUUUGAGCAGAUAGUACUAUAAAUCAUGUAUUGCGUAGACAUGAAGACCUGCAUGUGAGCUUGUGUUUCUUGAAAAAAAAUUCCCCUUCUUUCUGUAGUUGGAUUAGAGGAUAUAUCUGUUAUGCAGUAUGCACGUACAGUUCUCUUUGGAGCUUGCGGGUACGGUGAGGCUGCCAGAUUUUGCCAUGCGUCUGUUUAAUCAUCUAAUCUUUCUAGCAUGUACUGUAUAUUUCUGUGAUUAUUUUAUGAAUAUUACUGUUUGUACCUAUAUCUUAAUCAAAUUAUCAAAUUGCUCUCUGUUUCUA